Messenger RNA from Adineta steineri, 595 nucleotides. The record is from the annotation of a GenBank genome assembly. Lineage: Eukaryota; Metazoa; Rotifera; Eurotatoria; Adinetida; Adinetidae.
CGUGACAUAUUCUAUACAAAUGACAGGUUUGUAUUCUUAUUUUAUAUGCUAUCUAUUUCAAUAAACUAAUUUCGUAUACAGUACUACAUAAGAUCUUUAGUAUAAAUAUUUUUCUGAGAUAUUUUAAAAACUAUCGAAAUAUGUCAAAUUAAUUGUAAUUAGUAUUUGUUUCUUAGGUCCUACAGAUUCGUGUAGUCAAUGUGAAACAACUGGACAUGGUGUAUGUAUAGAUAAUAGUACAACAUGUCAAUGUUUUCCUGGAUUUCAAGGUCCAUCAUGUUCAAAUCCGGUUGAUAUAAUACCAUCUGAUGGUACUAGUUCUUCUACAACUGAUAUAGUUACAUUAAAUGUUGGUGCUAUUGUAGCUAGUACUGUUGCAGGUGCUCUCAUAACUGUUAUCAUUGGUUUAAUAAUAUUCUUUAUUUGGAAAAGAAGAAUGUAUAAAAAUAAGAAAUCAUCAGAACUUUCAUCUUCAGUACCAUCAGCUCAACCUAUUGCUGUAUCAGCGUUAUACAAUUUCCCAAUAUCUCAACAAAACUCAUCUAUAUCAUCUUGUGCAACAAUGGAGUACCAUUUAUACGAAGAAUUACCAUAA